Messenger RNA from Micropterus salmoides (largemouth bass), 6275 nucleotides. It is a transcript of the gene rprd2b, whose product is annotated as regulation of nuclear pre-mRNA domain containing 2b. Bases 104 to 3751 code for a protein of 1215 amino acids. The transcript is spliced from 10 exons. Gene Ontology annotation, cellular component: RNA polymerase II, holoenzyme. Gene Ontology annotation, molecular function: RNA polymerase II C-terminal domain binding. Lineage: Eukaryota; Metazoa; Chordata; Actinopteri; Centrarchiformes; Centrarchidae. Gene Ontology annotation, biological process: mRNA 3'-end processing. The record is from RefSeq and is a predicted model, not a curated record.
UUAAACUUAAACAUGGGGGCGUGUUUUUGUCCGUCCUCAUUACGUUAGCGCCAUCCGCAGUAGCAGCAGCAGCAGCGAGCGAUCCUCAGAUAGUGUUGGAAAGAUGGCGGCCGGUUCUGGGGCUGCAAGCGGACACGGACCCCGCAGCUCCAACGUCGCUCUGGAGGCGUCUUUGGACCGGCGGUUUCAAGGAGUUUCGAACACUAUGGAGUCAAUACAGGGACUUUCAACCUGGUGCAUUGAAAACAAAAAGCACCACGGCGUCAUCGUUCGCCACUGGAUGAAGUGGCUCAAGAAAUCUGACAACAAUCACCGCUUGAAUCUCUUCUACCUUGCCAAUGAUGUGAUACAGAACUGCAAAAGGAAGAAUGCCAUUGUCUUUCGUUCAUCCUUCGCAGAAGUCCUUCCUAAUGCCGCACAGCUCAUCAAAGACGCGAAGGUCCGCAAGUCGGUGGAAAGGAUUUUUGUGAUAUGGGAGGAGAGGAGCGUGUAUCCUGAGGAGGUCAUUGCCCAGUUCAAAGCCAACUUGAACAGAAAGGAGAAGGAGCGAGAGAAGCAGAAGGAAAAAGAGAAGGAGAGAGAAAAGGAAAAGGAGAAGGAGAGAGAAAAGGAGAAGGAGAGAGAAAAGGAGAAGGAGAGAGAAAAGGAGAAAGAAAAGGAUACUCCACUGGCAAAUGCCCCAACAAACACCAAAGCUGCCCUCAAGUCCAAGAUUGUAGCAGAGUUCACACCCCAUUCCCUCAUUGAACAGUUGUCGAGGUAUAAGCGAGCAGUUGCAGAAGAGGAGUUCAGGGAGAAGCAGCUGGCAGCUCUCAGGGUGGAUGUAUGCAGCACGGAGGCUCUCAAGAGACUUAAAGACAAGGCGGGAGGGAACAAGUUUGCUAAGGACGUUGAGGAUGGCAGUCUGAAGCUGCAGGAGUUUGUUGGCUUCCUGGACAAAGAGCUGAAAACAGGGCCUCCUCUGCUGGAAGCUUUGGGAAAUGCAGACAUUUUCUAUGAAAUGCAGUACAAGGAGGUUAAGAUUGUAGCCAAUGCGUACAACGCCUUUGCCAACCGCGUGGCCAGUCUUAAAAGGAAAUUGGAUUCCCUCAAGUCGACUCUACCUGGACCUGAGGACUCCCCCAUCCCCUCACCCUCUGAAGAUGCCCCCUCUCCCACUGGCUCUGAAUCACCCUUCCUGGGACUGGGGGCUAGCAGAGCCCAGGUGGAUCCAGAGCUGGAUGGCAAGGCCAUGGAUGAGGGAGAAAUACCCAGCGACAACAGAGACACGGAGGACAUGGAUAUGUCUGAUGAAGAGGCUGACGUCGCCACAGCAGGGGCAGAUGACAAGAAAGACAAGGCGCCUGCUGCUGUUGCCAAGACUACAAAGUCAGACACAGCAUCAAAGCUUCCCACUAUACCUACAAAAGCUUCUAAGACCAUAAGUGCUGCUGCUGCCACGGCCACCCCAGCGACCCCCACCUCUGCUACCGCUCAGAGUGCUCCAACAACCCCUCUGGGAGUCAAUCUGGAGAAGGUGGACCUGGGGAAGAUCAGUUCCAUUCUCAGCUCACUCACAUCUGCCAUGAAGAAUACAGCACCUAGCCCUGCUCGGCCGUCUCCAGGGACACCCACCACUCCCUCUGGCCAAUCGGCAGCCUCCAAAGCGACCCCUUCGAGCCCUGCCCUGGCCAGCAUCCUGUCACGUGUUGACAUCACACCUGAAGGCAUACUCAAUGCUCUGUCUAAAACAAACACAGCAGGUUUAUCCUCUCUCCUGCAAAGUGUGACAAACACCUCUUCUGCUCUUCCCAGCCGAACCUCCCCAGAAUCAUCAACAGUUAAAACCCCAACCACCCCAAAAAUAAAAUCCACAGUGGGGAACAGCCUCAAACAAGACACACCUGGGAGAACCAGAGACUGGGAGAAAGAGAGACAGCAGUCCCCUCCCCCUCCUCCACCCCCUCCUUGUCUCCCAGCUGCCUCUGUCUCUCCCCCCAGCCUAGAAUCUAAAAUCAACAGUUUCUUGCAGGGUAAUCCAGGUUUUAGUCUCGCUCUAGGUGAUGUCAGCCCCGAUGGAGUGGAUGGGACCCCAGUGAGAGACGAGGCUGCUGGCACCCCCACCCAGGAUGAGAUUAUGGACACACCUAGUAGUGUGCCAGAAUCUCUAGGGUCAUGCGGAGGUCAUAACCUCUCACCCACAGCCUACCGCAGCGACCCCUGGGAUGCUGUGAUCACCCCAUCGGGAAGCAAUAGCAAUGGAGACUUUCUGGGCUCCUCCUCCUCCUCCUCCUCUUCACGGUAUGGAGCUGGGAAAAAGAGUAGCACAAAACACGAUGACGUGAUGAAUGCGAGGAAGCGGGUCUCCUCCUCCCCCAGUCACGAGAAGGGUAAGAAAGAUGGACAACACAGCCAGUUAAGGAUGAUGGGAAACAACAGAGCGAGUGGAGAAAGGAGACACUCUGCAGGCUCUCGUAAGGCAAGCACUGGCUCAGAUGAUGGAGGUCUGAGUGGGAAAAGAGAGGACAAGGGGUCUCCCAGUGUGGGUGGGAAGGAGGGCCAGUACCAUCGUAUUGAGACACUAGUGUCACCCUGCACCGAAGGGGCACCCAUCCAAACUCUAGGCUACUCUAACCGGCCCCUCGCCGGAGAGCGCAUCAAGACGGUAGAGAGCAUCCGCGUGAUUGGCCGCGGCUCUCGGCAAGGCGGAGGCCCUGGUGGUCGGCCAGGUGGAGCAAUGUGGUAUGAAGAAGAGGAAUACAUGGAAGCUCAGCCUCCCUCACCCCAUGCUGUCCCCCCUCCUCAUAACAUUGGCCAGGGAGGCACUGAGGACAUGACACCCUCUAUGCCUCCUCCUCCCCCACAUCUCCUCCUCUCACAUCUCCACCUUCCUCCGUCCCAUCCUCACUCACAUCCUCCUCCCCAAGCUCAGUUCCAAAUUCCCUACCACCCGGAGAACAUGCAGACCCCUCUUCCAUCACUCCUCCACCAGCAUCCUCCUCCUACAGCCCCUUACUUCAGCGCUCCUCCACCCAUCCCUCGACCCCCUCCUCCUCCCAUACAGCAGCGUCCUUCCCCUCCACCUACGCACUCCACUGUGCCCUCUGCAGUCAUGGUGGGGGGAGUUUUGGUCCCCGUUGGCAGUCCCCUUUCUCUUCCUCCCCCAGUCAGACCUGAAGGUUCAGAGCGAGGUGGCAUGGGCCCCAGAGGAAGCAAAGUAGGCCCUCCGCCCCUCAUGUCAUCGUUGCUAGGCGAGCCCCCUAAACUGCCCCGUCCUGGCACAGUUAAAGAGCCUUUUGUUCCCCGCCAUGCUGCCCCUCUCCACCGCCCAGGUACCCCUGGUGUUCCUCUGCCCUUACUGGGCAGAGUGAAGGAGCCUCUGAAUCUACCUCUUCCAUCCCCCUCUCCCUCUCCCACAUCCUCCACACCCUCUCCCUCCACGCCUAAUUCCCCUGCAGUCGACAAUGUCCCCGUUCGCCUCCAAACUCAGUCCACUGCCCCGCCUCUCCACAAGCCCCCCGCUAGUCCUCCAGCUCAGCCCCGCAACCAAACUUCUAACCCUGUUCCCCUCCUCAAUUUACCUAGUCCUCGACCCCCAAUCCUCUCGGUUCCCAUCCCACAGAGACCUCUGCUGCGAGGCCGAAACCCCUCUCAGCAGGUUAACCAAGAUCACCACAUAGGGGGGUUUCGUGGGGGCAAGCGGCCUGGCCCUCCAUUCACAGGUGGUCCCUUCCAUGCGCAGAAGAGACCCUUCCUACCCCCACGCUACUGAAGUGGUCAUCUAUGACAUGCUGAACGAGAAGUGAAAACGCCCUGCACUGACGUGCAGAGUGUGUGUUAGCCCUGCUGGUAUGAGCCCAGAUGUCUUUACUCUGUUAAUUAGGUGGAAUUAAAACUACCUUAGGUUGUGUGUAAAUAGCUGAUUAAAUCUUCAUGCUUCAGCUAGGUAGCCAGCCAGUCAUAUUACAUUGUACAGUGUGAGGUUAUCAGUUACAUAGUGCAGAGUGUUGUGUAACAACCCUCAGUCUAUCACUUUUUCCAUCUCUUCGUACACCAUAGAUAAAAGUUUUAUUAGGUCUGGUGCAAGAGUGACAAACCCUUAGGAAUCAAAGACAAGAUAGUUCAAGCAGAAAUGAAACUAUUCUUUAUUUAGAGUUUGCCUACCAGUGUGAUUGAGGGUUAGUUUAUUUCUGAGAGAGCGCAUGAGAGUGAAAGAGACAGAAAUGGGUGUCAUGGGAUACAGAGGAGAGAACCUAAAAGCAAUAGUUUCAACAGUUUGGGAAAUUAACUUAUUUGCUUUCUUACAGUUACGUGAGAAUCUCAAUACCGCUGAUAUCUUUCAGCUACAUACGAAUCUAUAGCCAGCAGCUGCUUAGCUUUGCUUAGCAUAAAGACUGGGAACUAGGGAACAGCUACAUGGAUCUUUUCUAAAUCUCACUAGUUAACACGUAUCUCAUUUGUAUGUGAUACUUGUGUAGAAAUGACAUGUUGGGGUUUUGCAGGAGAUAUUGUGCUAGCUGCCUGCCCGUUUCCAGUCUUUAUGCUAAGGUAAGCUAACAGUCUCCAGCUUUAUAUUUAACAGGCACAUAUGUGAUCUAAUUCACAGCAGGAAAGCCAAUAAUGACAUUUCCCAAAAAGUCAAAUUAGUCUAUUAAAAAUGUCUGAAGUGAUGAAAGUAUGUUCCAAAGUAAUCUCCUCUUGUAUGAGUGUGUGCUGUGUGUCCUAAAAUGGUAUUCCUCAUUUGAAAUGAUGAGAUUUGUGUUGCAGCUGAGGUUCACACAUGUUCCUAUUUCAGGAGUACCUGCUGUAAAUAAUAUUCCUCUUGCUCAACCUUUUCCACCCUUCCACUCUCUCACUGUAUAUCUCUUAAGCUUGUAAAUAUAAAAACUGAGAUGAUACAGCCUUUUCUCUUCAAGCUCUUGUUUCUGUUAAUGAAGACCAUGAUCGUCACUCAUGUGCCCUGUCUUUACUGUGAUUGAGGCCUGAGAUAAGCUUUAGCUCCAGAAGAAUUUCUCUGCAUUAUCUGUCGCAGCUUUAUGUCUUCCUUUUUGAAACCGCCAUGCAGAAGAGGAGGGUGAAGAAUUUUAUUUUAUUUUAUUUUUUUAAUUUUUUAUUUCCAACAAAAAUGUCUGCCUGUGCGCGCUUCAAGUUAGACCGAGUCAUGAAGAAAACUCCAUAGUGGAAGGCGGGUGGGUGGGUAUUUCAGCCUGAACCACACUCUUGCUAGGCUUCAACAUGUACUGACUUGAAUAAAAUCCAGAGUUUCAAUUCAACCGGGGGGGGGGGGUAUUUGGUGACUAUCACUUGAAUUGCGCUGUUGUAAUUAAUUUGCGCUGUUCAGCUGAUUUUUUUUUUUUUUUUUUCUUCCUACCUUUUUUUUCAGAAUUUUUUCCAUAUAUUUACACAGCUGGUGCCAUUUUCAUAAUGCAUUAACAUUUUUUGUGCUGUUUUUUUUGCUCUAUAGAAUUGCCAAUUUUCCAGUUGCAACGGCACUCACAGAUGGUAUCAGGGGGGUGAAAACAUUUGAGCUAAUUAGGAUUGUUUUGAAAAUGGUUUAUUUAAAUACUCCAGUUAUUGUGGCCCCUUCUGUUUUUUUUUCUUUGCUAAUUUCAUGCUUUUGCCCUCAAGCUCCUUGUGCUCACAUAUCCAGAAACACUUGUGCACCUCUAAACACUUCUAAGGGUAAAAAAAAAAGUCUUCACAAUAGUAAUCCUCCCUGUUGUGCAGGAGUCAUUGCUGUAAUGCUUCCCUCUGUUCUGCACUGAUGUAGUUUAUCCCACGCAGUGAGAGGUGCAAGUUGGGUGUUGCUGCUCAAAGCCUCCCAUGUUUUUCUGAUCAUGGAGUGUGUGUGCUGCAAACGUUACGUAUAAAGUUGGUGAAUAGAUACAUUGUAAAAAUGUAACAGAGCCUAUUCCUUACUGCAGUGUUAGCCCAUACUCAGAUUUCUGAUGUUCUGCUGAAUGUUAAACAAGUCUGUUACCACCCUCUGUAAACUGUGUCUAUAUCUGAAACAGCUAAAUAUCAACCCAAAUCAGUCUGGUGUGUUCACAUUGCACAGAUACAAAGCUAGAUUAAUUGUUAUAAAUAUCUUACUGCUUCCCAACCACAUACCAAGUUCAACUUUUUGUUUAAAAAAUUUGUCCCUGUAAAUAAUUUCUCUCCGUUUUCUGUUGACCUUCUCUGACAAAUUGAGUUUGAAAUUGACUGAACUUGUGACAAAGCUGAUGGUCUGUGUACAUUUGAUAAGUUUAACUGCUCUUAUUGCUGUUAUCAUCAAUGAUGCUAUAUCUCUGGUC